ACUGAUUUGAGGAACGUACUCGCCCGCAUUAAGCAUUUACUAUAAAACUCAUGUUUUAUCGCAGCGUUUUUUAAUAAUUGAAAAAUAAAAUGACAUGUCGGGUAUGCAGUGAAAUAGAAAACGGAACAUCUAAAUAAAUGUUUUCAGUACAUCAGUUUCCCAGGUCGUGGAGGCUAAUUAGCUUUACAACUGAAAAGCUAACGUCGACACCUCUGUGGUGGUUGUGGUCGUGUCACUGUCACACUGGUCCCGACGUUGUUUUACAACCGAGCGAGCAAAAAAGAGCCUUCAAUAACCAGGUAACCAAAAGGCACAAAACAGAAAGAUCUCCAUGUCGACCGGUUCUGGACCUCUUUGACCAGCAGUACCAUCAAGAACUUGGAGACUUGUGGCCGUCAGCAAGAUCAGUGCUCCUGGACCGUCAGUCCUGGCAGUAUGGGGUCAUGCUUAACCGCUUUGCAGCUGUGACAGAUGUCACUCAGAUUCUCCAGUCACAGGGCUUUUCCAGGUUCCUGCCACAAACAGAUGUCUCAACGCUUCUUACUGAUGCCCCCUCACCAGUGUCCAAUGUUAAAUACCAGACAGGAAAAGACUCCCUCUUGUCACCUCACUGUAGCUCUAAGUGUCCCUCUGAUGACUCACAUCCCCAACCUGACAGCACCUCUCACAGGCUCAGUCAGGACAUUCAAUCAGAGGUGUUGCUCCGUCUGCUGCGUCCUUCACUACAGUGUUACAUCCACCAGUAUCCACUGCGAUUUCCCUCUCAGGCUCACAGGCCUGGCCAGCUGAAGCAGUACUACCUCCUGAAUGCCGCCUCCUUGCUUCCAGUGCUGGCUUUGCACAUCAGGGACAGGGAGAAGGUUUUGGAUCUUUGCUCUGCCCCUGGAGGCAAAGCCAUAGCCAUAAUGCAGUGUGCCAACCCAGCACUUCUCUGCUGUAAUGAACCGGAUCAGCACAGACGAGACUGGCUGGCCAAAACCCUGGAGUCUUUUCUGCCUCAUUCACUUAACAGCAAAGUGAUUGUGUCUGCACAGGAUGGACGCUGGUUUGGGCAAAAUGAAGCUAUAACGUAUGACAAGGUUUUAGUCGACGCUCCAUGUUCUAAUGACAGGAGCUGGCUGUAUUCCUGCAGCAGCCAGCAGGGGGAACAGAGACUGAAGGAAAGAGCCAGGCUGCCUGCGCUCCAGGCUCAGCUGCUUAGGUCUGCACUGUCAGCGGUGCGUCCAGGGGGCCUUGUGGUCUAUUCAACUUGCACACUAUCCAGCUCUGAGAACUAUGCUGUGGUUGAGAAGGUGCUGGAUGACUUUCCCGAGGCUGAACCUGAAGACCUAUGGGAGGAGAUUGCCAUUCCUUUAUCAAAAUACUUUGCAUUUAGUCCUGCUCACCCUGGUCAUGGACAGACAUCCCAUAAGCUGUCCCUGCAGCCACAGAACGGCACUGUGUCCUCUUAUCACCACAGACUCGGCAUUUUAGUGGUUCCUCAGCCUGGCAAGACCUGGGGACCCAUGUUUUUGUCUCGGAUUAGAAGAAGGCAAUAGUGGGUAUCCUCCUGCGCAGAAAAGAUAUGUGGAAACAAAUGGCUAAAUAUACACAUUUACUUUGUUCAACUUUUGUUACCUGCAGGUUUUUUUAAGUACUUUGCGGAACUGACUCUCACACAGAAACGGACAAACUUAUUAUUUCAAAUGUAACCUGUCUGUGCCACUUAAAGAGGAGAAAAGUAAUAUCAGCAAGAAAUGCAGGCAAAGAAAAAGUCAGAACUGUUGCAGUUUAAACACUUGCUCACCUGCAAGAAAAUAAGUGUUGCAGCUGCAGUUUUUGCUGUUUAAAGCAGCUGUUCUCUGUGUGCGUGUGUGUGUGUGUGUGUGGCAUGAGAUUUUACAUUUAAAACAAAAUAAAAGUAGAACAUUGCUCACAUCA
This is a messenger RNA of Lates calcarifer (barramundi perch), 1920 nucleotides long. It is a transcript of the gene nsun3, whose product is annotated as NOP2/Sun RNA methyltransferase 3. Gene Ontology annotation, biological process: rRNA methylation. Gene Ontology annotation, cellular component: mitochondrial large ribosomal subunit. Gene Ontology annotation, molecular function: methyltransferase activity. The record is from RefSeq and is a predicted model, not a curated record. The transcript has 6 exons. The coding region runs from base 138 to 1538 and encodes 466 amino acids. NCBI's taxonomy places the organism in Eukaryota, Metazoa, Chordata, Actinopteri, Centropomidae.